This is a messenger RNA of Vombatus ursinus (common wombat), 2320 nucleotides long. It is a transcript of the gene TRMT2A, whose product is annotated as tRNA methyltransferase 2 homolog A. Gene Ontology annotation, biological process: RNA processing. The transcript is spliced from 12 exons. Lineage: Eukaryota; Metazoa; Chordata; Mammalia; Diprotodontia; Vombatidae. Gene Ontology annotation, molecular function: RNA methyltransferase activity; RNA binding. The coding region runs from base 164 to 2143 and encodes 659 amino acids. The record is from RefSeq and is a predicted model, not a curated record.
GGUACGCCUGCGCGGUGGAAGUGUAGCCAGAAGGCACUGGGGGCCGCGUGUCCCUGGCAUAAGGGUGAGGGUCGAGAGCAGCCUUUCUGGGCCACGGGUUCGAGCCCCACUCGGGUGGCCAGAGCGAGUCGGCGGCCCCGAGGCCAGCGAGGAGGUGGGGACGAUGGAAGAGGAAGAGGGGACAGCUAGGAGAGACCCUCCUGCCGAGCCUGUGAAGGUGAGGGGGGAGAUGCAGGAGGCAGAGGACCCCCCGGAUGGUGCCGGGACCCCCGAGGAGGCCCCCGGCGGCCCAGGCAUGUACCGCUACAUCAAGGACGACCUGUUCACCUCCGAGAUCUACAAGGUGGAGAUCCAGAACGUGCCCCGCUACGUGGGCUUCAAUGAUGUGAAGAAGUUUCUGGCCAAGUACGGCCUGCACCCCCACAAGACCAAGCUCUUCGGGAAGCAGACUUUCGCCUUCGUGACCUUCAAGAGCGAGGAGGAGCGGGACAAGGCCAUGAAGGUGCUCCACGGGGCGCUGUGGAAGGGCCGCUGCCUAAGCAUCAGGCUGGCCAAGCCCAAAGCCGACCCCAUGGCCAAGAAGAGGAAGAGGGAGGGAGAAGAUGGGGGGCAGGGCGAGGCCAAGCGGCCAGUCCAGGGGGCAGUGGUGGCUGCAGCGGCCUCCUCCGCCGAGGAGCCCAUGGCCAAGCAGAUCGCCGACGUGGUCACCCCCCUCUGGACCCUCCCCUACGAGGAGCAGCUGGAAAAGAAGCAGCAGGAGUGUGAGCAGGUCCUGCAGAAACUGACCAAGGAGAUUGGGAACAACAACCGUGCCCUGCUGCCCUGGCUGUUUGUGCAAAAGCAGAAAUUCAACAGGAUCUGCUGCCCCCUGGAAGGUGUCAAGGCGUCCCCGCUUCAGACUGAAUACCGCAACAAGUGUGAGUUCCUGAUUGGCGUGGGCGUGGACCAAGCAGAUAAGACGGUGGGCUGCCGCCUGGGCAAGUACAAGGGCGGCACGUGUGCAGUGGUGGAGCCCUUUGACACCAUCCACAUCCCGUCAGGCACCAAGCAUGUGGUCCGGGCUUUCCAGGAGUAUAUUCGGUCGACCCCCUACUCUGUGUAUAGCCCGGAGACGUACGAGGGGCACUGGCGGCAGCUCACGGUGCGCACCAGCCGCAGUGGGGAGAUCAUGGCAAUCGUCUACUUCCACCCCCAGAAACUCAGUAAAGAAGAACUGGUGGGACUGAAAGCCUCCCUCGGUCAGCACUUCACGGAGGAUCCCGGCCGGCUCAGUGGGGUGACCUCUCUCUACUUCGUGGAGGAGGGGCAGAGAAAGUCUCCCAACAGAGAGGACCUGCCCUUGGAGCACAUCGCCGGAGAGAAGUACAUACACGAGGAGCUUCUGGGGCUCAAGUUCCGGAUUUCCCCUCAUGCAUUUUUCCAGGUGAACACGCCAGCCGCCGAGGUCCUCUACACAACCAUUCAGGACUGGGCGCAGCUGGACAGGGAAAGCACAGUGCUGGAUGUCUGCUGCGGGACCGGCACCAUCAGCCUCUCCCUGGCCCAGAAAGUGAAGAAAGUAAUUGGCAUUGAGCUGUGCCAAGAAGCUGUGGAAGAUGCCCGAGUGAAUGCCAAGAUUAAUGCCCUGGACAACAUCGAGUUUCAUUGUGGCAAGGCUGAGGACCUGGUCCCCUCCCUGAUGAGUUCCUUGGCCUCGCAGAAGCUGACCGCCAUCGUGGAUCCACCCCGAGCAGGGCUGCACUCCAAAGUCAUCCUGGCUAUCCGGAGAGCUGAGCACCUGAAAAAACUCCUCUAUGUCUCCUGCAAUCCCCGGGCAGCCAUGAGCAACUUUGUGGAUCUUUGUCGAGCCCCCUCCAACAGGGUGAAGGGCUCUCCCUUCCGCCCAGUCCGGGCCGUGGCCGUGGACCUGUUCCCACAGACCCCGCACUGUGAGAUGCUGAUUUUGUUCGAGAGGGUGGAUCAUCCCAAUGGCCCGUCAGAUGCUGCCACGGGGGGCUCUUCCCCAGAGAGCACGCCUCCCCUCCCCCUUCCCCCCAUUGCUGGGGGGGCCCAGGCAGAGGACUGUCCAGACACUCCUGAGGCUUCUCCCAGUGACCGGCACAGAAGCCCAGACCCCCUCCCCGCAGCGGCCUCUGAUACAUAGCAAACUCCAUUGGGGACCCCUCCCACACGCCCCCACUGGGACCAGGAAAGGCCGUGGAGCCCAUCCCACGGGCGGCACGGCCACCCAAGACGGGGAUGAGGCCAGAGGGGUGGGGUGGGGGCCGGGCAGUCACCCCACGAAGCAGCUGAAAUAAAUGGUUUUGGAGUUAACGCCUUU